CUGCUGCUGGGCUGAGGAUGGCAGAUAACCCUGGCCGUGGCACAAGGAGCGUAGCUGCCCGCUAAAUUCCGCUUUCCUCGGCCCUGUGCGGCACUGGGAGGUGGUUAUGGCCUCGAGGGGGUCCGGGGGAGGUGGUUCUUAGUGGCAGCGCGCCCCGUUGCGGACAGGUGAUGCGCGGCCCGUCUGUGCCAGCAGCGCAUCCUGCUGAGGUGCCGCCGUCAGCGCAUCCAUCCCGCUGGAGAGCCCUCCGGGGCCCUGGCAGAGCUGUCGCUGUCGCAGCGGGCUGGGCUCUGUGUACCUUUUAUUGACCGCAAAGAGGAGCUGAUUGUCCCGAGAGCAGAUGCAGCGCGCUGCAUCACCCUAGCGGGGUUCUGCCUCCUAAGCAUCUGUUCAAACAAAAGGCUCUUGCAUCCCGUGCUCGUUGUUCUGUUAAGAAUUCCAGUGGUUGUCAACUGGAUUCCCAUUUUUCCUCAAUUAUAGGCCAUGUGUAAAUCCUCAAAAGGUAAUAAAUUUGUUUGCCCUUUGGUUCUGGAGUUGAACCAUAGCUAAAAUCUGGGGCCUAUUUGAAAAUUUACAACCUGUCUUUCUGUUGCUUACCUUUAGAAAUACUUGCACUUCAUCCAUCCCCUACUGACCAUGUACAAAUGAUGCAAAAAUGCUGAAAAUUGUUUUAUUGCAGGUAUUUGUUACCAUCCUCCUUUGUUGUUGUUGUUCACCGUUGCUGGCUCACUGUUAGUAUGGAAAACUGCUGUUUCUGCACAGGCCAGAAGGUCUUUCUGUCCAGAAUAAGUCUCAGUUAUAGCUUAGUAUACUCUUCAGAAAAUAUUUUAAACACAGAAGUAACUUGAAUAAAAAAAUGUUUAAUCAAGGAAUCAAUUGGGUAUUUGACUUAUUUCAAAAUAUUAUUCCUAUUUUUCUCCAUGAUUUAAUGAAGCAAGGAAUGGCAUAAUCUUUUGCAUUAUCCAAACCCAUAGAUAAAGUUAACUGACAGCAGAGGAGGAUUUAACACCAUCAAGAAAAAAAUCCCUGGAAAAUGCUCUUCACUAAUAUCAAACUGUACCUGAGGCUUACAUUUCAAACUUUGUAUUCUGUGCACUUUGAAGAGAAAAUUGUGGCAGUUUGUAUAUUUAGUUCCUGAUAGAUUAUAAUACUAAUGAAUUGUGAAUCUUACCUAAUUCCAAAAAAAACCCCUCUGGUUUGACCGAUAGAUUUGGCUUGUUCAUGUUCUCUGCUUAAGAGAUUUAAAUAUGUAGCACUUUUUUUCACUAGUGGAUUAAUGUUUUUUUUUAAAUGAGCUUCGUGUGUAAGUGCAAUCUGAAGCUUAAGGUGCAUUGUAUAAUAUGUAAUAUAAUUAUGGAUGUAUUCAAUAUAAACACACAUUUUUAAGUAAAACAUGCUAUUAUAAUAAGGUAUGCUUAAUUAAUCUCUAAAGAUGCUCAAUAUUUCAUGCGUGUUUUGAACAAACCCGCAUUUUAAUCACAUGCAAAAGUGACAGACUACAGAAGCCAUUAAAAUCUGUCAUUUUCUUUUACAGAAUUUGCAGUUAUUUUCAGCAGAAUUAGAAGUACAGUGUGUCAUUUUAAUUCCUUUUUUUCCUGAAAAUUAAAAUUACAGUUCUUGAUCUUUUUUGGCAAAGGAAACAAUUUGCAAAAUAACUUGGUGAAUUAGAGAAAUUUAAUUUUAAGAGAAAAUCCAGCCAGUUUUACUUCUUUUAAGUGAUUACUACUUUAUCUUAAUGGGUUCAUGUGUUUAUCAGGGAACAUGCACUUAAUAAUCACUGCUUGCAGAGUGGGAAUCUUCCACUCCGGAAAUGCCUUCAGGAAUUACUUCAAUUUCCUUACUUCCUACUGAUACCAUGCUAGGGUUUUUUUCCAUGUUGAUUUUUUUUCAUCACUUCUAAAGAACACAAAGCUUUAAAGUCUCUGUGUCACCUUUCAAUCUGAGAAUAUUAUCCCAACAUUUAUAAUUGAUAAAUGUCAUUUUUGUGGAUUAAAUGUCGCAAAAGGUCCUGUCCUCUUUUUUUUUUUUUUUUUGCUUGCUAAAAUGAUUGACUGAAUAUUAUUUUUCUUUGAAGUUCAGUUAUUUAUGAAAAACGUGUGAGACUCAGUUGUACUGAAAUUUCUAGGCAGGAACUUGGAAUUCUCUUAGUGUUUUCAAUCUCAGGCAAUCAGUGACAAUCAACACAUUAAUGGAAUAUAAAAGCACAGAACUUGUACUCAGUAUUUAUAGUUUAAUUACAUUUUAAGCGACUCUUGGCUUUUUAGUAGUCAGAUUUUUAAGUUCAUUAGAAGUGUCACCAAAUCCUACAGAUAUGUGUUGCACUCAUACUUAUCUUAGUGAAUGUUAAAUUAGAGGCAGAGUGUAGAGUGGCGUUUUUAAAACUUAUUAACAAGUCAUUAAUUUCUCUCCUUUUGAAUGGACAAGGAAUGAAAAUAGCAAAUCAUCUUGACUGGGUAUCCAGUAGACUCAAUACUAUAAUAUUUUUAAUAUUAGAUCUUAGAAUGGUGAUCUUGACCUUUUCAAAACAUAUAUUAAUGCACCCUUAAAUUUUGUAUGGAAAAGACCCCCUGAAAGUUCUCUAGAGAAAUCUAUACAAUUGCUUCAUCUUCACUGUGCUUAAUUCUUUCAUCCUAGGUACAUUAAGUGUUCUGUAAAAUACCAGGUCUUAAUAUUUCCCUUUUUUAAAAUCCUGGUCCUUAGUAAGACAUACUGUCCAAGCUGGGAGAAGGCCAUGUAAUAAACAUAAUGUUCCAUUGAAGAACAAUUUAUUUCUCAUAAGUUACCUGCUAUGAAGUACAAAGAUUUAAGUUUUUUUAAUUGGUGAGUGCUGUAGCACAGCUGUAUUGUGCUUUCAGGUAAAAGCAGAUAGAUUGUUUUACAAUUGGUUGUAAUUAUUAAAGUACCAAAUCAGGGUUGAGUUUUGACUGGUUUUGCCGGCUGUGUUGGAAGAGGAGAGAGCUCUUCCAUGCAUGUAUGUCUACCUGCACAGUGUUACCUGUAAUUUCUGAAUGGCCACUCCCUUGUGCUGGUACAGUCUGGAGCCUCAGCCCCGUUCCAAGGGUUUGGUCCUGUUUGUGUCAGGCAGACACAGCCCUAAGGGGCUUUUCCUGGCAAAGUAGAGCUGAGCUAUGUGUGAUAUUUAUGUGUGCUCAGUGCUACCACAAAGCAGAAUUCCCUAGGCUAUUUCAAAGUCACACAUAUUUGUAUGUAUAUUUUUAUCUCUCAAAAGUGAUCACAGUUUGGUGUCUUUGCUGCUGUCUUUCUGGACCCUCAUUUGGGUGUUCGUGCUUCACUGUUAUUACACAUCCUCUUCCUAGUUUGACAUCUUUUCCUUGGUUUUUCACAAAGAAAUAAUUGCACAUCUUCCACCAUUCUCAACUUCAUUAGCAUAUUUAAACUUCUCUAACCAUUUUGUUUAUCAGUUGUAGCAGCUAAGGCUAUUUGGACUGUUGGUUUAGCAAAAUCUUUUCAGCAAAAAUGUUUAUUAAUAUACGUACAUUAUGUGAGUAUGUUCCCAUCAGUGCUUUGGUAGGAGCUACAACAGAUUCUGCACAAACAAAAGUUCAUCUCUGCUCAAAGGUCACUUCACAGUUCUGUUUCCUGUACUGUUUCUGAUCUGGUGGAAUGGAUGUGAAAGUCAUUUCUAGGACAUCUGUUGCAGUGGUUAUGAUUUUAGUGUAUGCCCGAAUGUUCUGAAAAUGUCUGUCCUGAUGUUUUUGGUCUCCUUUAUGAAUUUAACAGUAUGCUGUGUUUAUAGUCUCCUAGUGUAAUAUCUAGGAUUCAACAUAUAUCCAGGUUAUUAAAUUCAUGUCUAAAAGGUCAUUUGAACUUCCCAAAGGAAAAGUAUAAAAAAAUAAAUUAAUGCAUUUCAGUGUCUUCUAGGUACAGAAUUAUAAGAACACUUAAGAAGGAUUGUUGAUGGUGCUAACUAAAAACCAAUCAUAAAUAUGUUGCAUCCUCCAUAUAUCUUUGGAAAGGGAGCAUUAGCAUUGGUGAAGUGAAAAGUUCCACUAGAAAUUCAGUGAGGUUUUGGCAGCUGUUUGCAUGGAAUGAAGUUCCUCAGGCUUAGAAUGGAAAGAGUGAAUACGUUGAGAUUGUCUGGCCAUGGGAAGGAGAAGAUGCCUGCUCCAAGGGUGCCAGUGCUGGCAGCAAGAUCACUGGAUCUCUUCUCUUCCAGGAGACAUGGAGGUCUAUUUGUGGUUGGAGCCACCUGACUAGAUAAAGUAUAGAACAGUCUGCUGUGAAAGUACCUCACUUGAAGACUGCCUGAUGGUUUAGUUUCCACUGAAUAUAUCUUGUUAUCAGAUGAGCCUUUUCAGAAAAUUAAAAACCAAACCCAGUAUUUUCUUGUUUCUGGGUUUUGUUUGGAAUGUUUUGUCCCCUGUCAAUUCAGGAAUAGAUUGAAGAAAACAUGGCCAAUCAACGGGAUUACAUUAGCAGACCUAUUUGCAAUGGAAUUUCUGUUCCUGAAAAUAAAAUCAAUUCCUUAGUGGCUGAAGGUCAUGGACAGCAAAUUCUAAAAGUGCUACAAAAGUUCAGAGAACAAAAUAUAUUUUUUGAUUUUAAAAUUCGUGUGAAAGAUGAAAUAAUUCCCUGUCAUCGUUGUGUACUGGCAGCAUGCAGUGAUUUUUUCAGAGCCAUGUUUGAAGUUAAUAUGAAAGAACGGGAUGAUGGCAAUGUUACUAUUAGUAACCUAUCACCCAAGGCAGUGAAAGCUUUUCUUGAUUAUGCUUACACAGGAAAAACAGAGAUAACCAAUGAUAAUGUGGAAAUGCUGUUCCAACUGUCGUCAUUUCUUCAAGUUUCACUCCUUUCCAAAGCUUGCAGUGACUUCCUAAUAAAAAGUAUUGAUCUUGUGAAUUGCUUACAGUUGCUUUCUCUAUCAGAAAGUUAUGGGUCUGUCCGCUUGUUUGAUCAUGCGCUAGAUUUUGUACAACACCACUUUUCAUUGCUGCUCAGAUCGAGUGACUUCUUGGAGAUGAAUUUUGAGAUAUUACAAAAAUGCCUCGAGGCUGAUGAACUAGAUGUCCCUGAGGAAGAAUCAGUGUUGAAAGCUGUCCUCCAAUGGACCAAACACAACUUAGAAACACGGCAGAAAUACCUGCCUAAUUUGAUUAAAAAAGUGAGAUUACACCAGUUACCUGAAAAGACUUUGCAGGACUUUCUGCAUUCUGAAGAGCACUUACUUAAGAGUGCUAAUUGCUCAGUAAUAAUCAAUGAUGCAGUUAAAAGUGUGCAGAACUUCAGUGGAUUGUUUCCAGAUGCACGUCCUUCAACAACAGAAAAAUAUAUAUUUGUUCAUAAAACUGAUGAAGAUGGAGAAAACAGACAUACGUUCUGCUACAACAUCAAAACAGAUAAAUGGAAAGAACUACCACAUACGCACAUGAUUGAUCUGCCAGGGUCAAGUUUGUCUAGCUAUGGAGAAAAAAUAUUUAUAACUGGAGGAUGCAAGGGUAAUUGUUAUAGGACUGUCAGGCUUCAUAUUGCUGAACCAUUUCAUGAUGCCACUGACCAAACCUGGUGCUACUGCCCGGUCAGCAAUGAAUUCUCCAUAGUGUCAGCUAUGAAAAAACCGAGGACAAUGCACACAUCUGUUGUAACCUUAAAUCAGCUCUUUGUGAUAGGUGGAAAGACCAGAGGAGCUCAAGAAACUCGGAGUCUUUUGGAUGUAGAAUCCUAUAACCCUCUUUCCAAAGACUGGAAAUCUGUAAGCCAGUUACCAAGAGGUAUCUACUAUCCAGAAGCAAGUGCAUGCCAGAAUAUAAUUUAUGUCCUUGGCUCAGAAGUAGAGAUUACUGAUGCCUUUAAUCCGUCCCUUGACUGUUUCUUUAAGUAUAACGCUAUGACUGAUCAGUGGUCUGAGCUUGUAGCAGAAUUUGGGCAGUUUUUCCAUGCAACUCUAAUCAAAGCUGUUCCAGUGAACUGCACAUUGUACAUAUGUGAUCUCUCCACCUACAAGGUUUACAGUUUUUGCCCAGAAACCUGUGUUUGGAAAGGGGAAGGAUCUUUUGAAUGCGCUGGCUUUAAUGCAGGGGCAGUUGGGACAGAAGACAAAAUUUAUAUACUAGGUGGUGAUUAUGCUCCAGAAGAAAUCACAGAUGAAGUUCAAGUCUACCACAGUAGUAGGUCUGAGUGGGAAGAAGUUUCACCAAUGCCAAGAGCCUUAACUGAGUUUUACUGUCAGGUCAUUCAGUUUAAUAAAUAUAGGGACCCCUGGUCACCUGUACUGACGAUUUGCUCUGGAGAAUUUUGAAAUUCCCAAGUUAAAAGAGUCUAUUUAAAUGCACAAGUUGUAGAAUAGUUUUUAUGUAUUAGUUUACAGAUGGAGAAAUAUGUACUUAUUUGUUUAAAUUUUCAGUUUCGAUUAAAUGCUGUAGGAUUGCUUUUGGAAGACUCCAUUAAAAUGUCAUUCAUGCUAGUCAUUAUACAGACAGUAUUAUAUACUUAAUUUUAUAUACAACUCUUCUCUGUAAUUAUUAGAAUAAUUUUAAAAAUUAUAUGAAUUUUCCAAAAAGAAUAUUAAUGAGGAAUUAGUUGUGUAAUAUGUGUCAUUAUUUCUGUAAUAUUCACAGUUGUCCCAAUAGACAAAUUGCUAAAUGAGAAAACUGACUGUGAUACUGUUUUCCCUAUGUAACUGAAGUUUAAAAGACAUUUUCAUUAGUGUGAUUCAGAUUUUCCAUGUUCAUAAACCUGUAAUAGGAAUACAUUGUCAGCUUUAUCUUAUCACAAUGACCUUAGCAAGGACAAGAGCCAAAGUGACCUUCACAGUAUUAAAACCAGGUAUCUAACUUGAAGAGACUGAUAAUUCCUGGCAUCUUACUUCAGCUCUUCAGUUUUGCCAGUUUUUCUCCAUCCUUGUGCCUUAGUAGUAGCUUUAUUUUCUGUUUCCAUGCCAUUAACUGUGGCAAAGUAAACUUCAAUGACAUACUGCAGGGUAGGUAAGAUUUCUACAGGACAGAUGAUUCAUGUGUUACCUUUGCUUCAGUGAUGUUGCUAACUAAAGAAAGAAAACUUCAGGAUGUUUUCUGACAGAAGUCUUCAUCUCUGAAGUCUUCAGUGCUACCUACUAAGCAGUCACUAAGCUGCUAAUAGCAGCAAGCUGUAAACUGAACCGUAGCUUUUGCUUCCAUUAACUAUGGGAAAAGUUUGUAUCUUGUCAUACAUCAAAGUUACAAAACUGCACCCCCAUAUUAAAAGGCAAUAGUAAAUAGUAUUUCUGAGGUGAGAAAUCAUCUCUUGUGGUUUAAAUUAAUUAAAACACUUUAUCUUGAACUUCAUUGUAUUUUUAGAUGAAAAAAUAUUACACAGUUAACACUUCACAAUAUAUUGCUUGAUAAACUUUAAGUAGUCAGCUAUGAUAAUGUUAAAAUUGUAAUGGACUUUUAGUGCUAAUAUUAGUCUAGCCGUAUAUUCUGAAGUAAAUUUGAUCUCAUGCUUACAAAGUCAGUCUUCUUUCUGACAGGAAGACACUGAAAUUAGCUAGGUUUCAUAAAUUAAUUUGGAUUCUUCCACAGCCUGAGAAUUUCCUUUCUUACCAUGUAUCCAGAUAAGACACUGAGAGCCCUUAUGUUCCCCGUAAGUGUUGUGAAAGCAGUAAGGUUGUCUUCUGCCAGACAGAAAUAAUGAUUUUAAACAUUUAAUCACAUCUUUUCAAGAAGUUUAAAUAAUGAAUAAAAUUUAGUGAGGCAUCAGAGACAUCUUUCAUAUGUCUUGAGACAACUGUGGUAAGUUCAUUAUCACAUCACUACUGCAUGUACUUUUUGUAAAACCCAAGCUGAAUAUUAAUGCUUAAAGCUUAAUAUUGCCUUGAACAGGCUUCUGUUUUAAGCAGUAAACAAUGGAAGGUUCUGAUUGUGUGACUGACUCUGUAAUUUGUUAUGAGAUACCCUUACAAAUUUAGGUAACAUUCAUCAUAGCAAUUUUCAUAAGCAUGUAAAAUAAAAUCAUGUAUAUUUGGAAUAAAGCAGGACCGUUCCACUCAGUAAUUUCUGUAUAUUAAUAUGUGUGUCAGUUCUGUAGAAGUAAGUAGCUUGCUACAGUAUUUCAGGCAACUUCCCCAUUUAUUUUGGUUUUUUUUCGUAAUAAUUCUCCAUAUUUUAACUAAACGUAGCUAGGUAACCUCUACAAUCACCUUGCAGAAAUGCAAGUAUUUUUAUAUUGGGACACUACUACUUUUUGUUAGUGCAAAGCAAAUGUAUUGAGUAGAGAGAGGAAGAAUACUAUUCCUACUUACUGAAACAAUAGGAAAAAACCAAACACAUAGGAAAAUGGUAGUUUUCGUUUUAAUGAAGCUACUCAGGGUAGCAUAGAGAUUUCAUUAAUCAUUAAUUAUUGCAACUUGUCACAUCAUUGGAAUAAAAGGCCCAAUUCACCUUUGCUUAUGUAUUUGUGUUGUGUUUAUACCUGAGUAAUAUGAGUAUACACUUUAUGCAUUGAGAAAAGUGACAUAAUAUGCCCGUAGUAAGUACAUGGGUAUAAAUAGCUAUGCAAAUUGAAAGAGACUAGAGAAUUGCAAGCGUGUUUUAAUUGCCACUGUCAUGACCAGAUUGCUGGGUCUCAUAAACAGCAAGUGAGUGAGUCAUUCAGGUGAUGCUCUUUCCUCUAAGUUUUUGCCUACAGCAGAUCUUUUUGGCAGUCUUCCACCCAGCUACUUGCUUUAAGACUCUGGCAUCUGACAUCAGACAGAGCAGUGACGUAUGUGAGAAAUUCCUCAGUACAGAGGAAUUAUAGACAGUGAAAACUGACUGUAGCUGAAUUGGGAAACCAGAUGUGCUUCUUUAAUAUUCUACACUAUACUUGUGCAGGAACUAAUGUCAGUUCCCAGUCUGAAAACUCAUUCAUGGAUUUCACAGGGAGGUGAGCUCUUACUCAGUGAUCAGGAAAUAAUGUAGUAAUGUCAGUUACUUUCUAGUAUUGCUUACAGGAAAGUUACUGUGAAAUGGUACUGAUUUUCUGCAGUUAGGCAGGUAAACCUGUACUACAGCUCUCACAGAAGGAAAAAGGAUCAUUUGCCACAUUUCCACAUACAAAGUAUUAAAUCUGGUAGCAGAACAGAAUGCAGAAGAAGCAGAAGUGUUAGGAAGUCAUGUUUAAAAACAAGGCUUUAUCAUAGAAGAAAGGACCUAUGUUCCAAACCCUGUGAUUAAUUGCUAAAGAUGUAAGAAAUCUCAGUGAACUACACAAAAAAAAAAAAUUUCCUUGAGUAACUGUUGUAGUCUGGGUCAAACUGAUUUUUCAGUCUACAGAGCAUUUAUGCAAUUAAAAACAAAAGUCAUAAAAUUAAUGCAAAGUGAGUUUUUAAAAAUCUUUUAUGACUUUUCAAAGGUCUUUGAAUCAAAGCUUUAUGAAAAAGUACCUUCCUCUAAAAAUAGUAACUAGAUUAACGACUAUGUAUGUUCUCACUGAAAUAGAGUGAUGUUUAAACAUACAAAAUGCAUGUAAAAUUAUAAUCUACUAUUUGCACUUAAAUGAUGUAACCAAAACAUUUCUAAUAGUAUUCUAUUUUAUGUCACAGAAUACAUUAUAAGCAUGACCAGUAUAAUAUACACGAAGAUAAUAUAUAUUGUAUGUGGGAUUUUAAUAUCCAGUGAUGAUUAUAUUGGAUAAUCUUAAUUUUUAAAGAAUGCUAUCAAAACGUUAUGGCACUUUGGUAAUGUUAUCAUACUGGUUUAGUUGUUAUAAUAAAUAUCAAUUAUUCAGGUGUUUUAUUGAUUAUGUUUGCACAGACCUGAUGAUUAUUAUUUAAGGACUAAUUAAUCUGUUUUCUAUAUUCUAAAUACAUUUGUAGUAAGUCAGUUUACUGCUGUUAAAAAUUCAUUAUAUUCACAAAAUUGAGUAGAUUUUCUGGGUCAGAUUUAUUUACGGUAUUACUCUGUGAAGAAAACUGUUUACCUCCUGUGGUUACUAAAGGUUAGUAGGUAAGGUAUAGGCUAUAGAAUGUGCUGACUGCAGUUCCUAAUGUGGAGAUUAAUUUUAGAUGUUUCUGUUUGUAGGUGACCAACAGGAGGCAGCAUAAGAUCUCUUUUAAUUAAAACAGACUGAAAACAGGGAUGUAUUUGACAAUAUUUAUAGUUGAGCAUUAUGCUCAAUUUACUUUUUUCCUUCUAACAGCCAGUAAAGCAUAGAGAACAGUAACAUUUCACUGCUGCCUGGGCUCUGCUGAUAUGUGGAAAGUAUGAUACUACACAUUUGCUGAGAUGUUCAUUCUUUUGUGAAAUAAAGCACUGAGCAACUGAA
Messenger RNA from Zonotrichia albicollis (white-throated sparrow), 10239 nucleotides. The record is from RefSeq and is a predicted model, not a curated record. NCBI's taxonomy places the organism in Eukaryota, Metazoa, Chordata, Aves, Passeriformes, Passerellidae.